Molecule: messenger RNA, 3709 nt
Organism: Schistocerca nitens (vagrant locust)
Lineage: Eukaryota; Metazoa; Arthropoda; Insecta; Orthoptera; Acrididae
Gene: Prm
Product: paramyosin, long form
Exons: 19
Coding region: 16-2868 (950 amino acids)
Cellular component (GO): myosin complex
Source: RefSeq, a predicted model, not a curated record
GAUCGCUCGAUCGGAAUGCGCCGCCCAGCCCCAUAUGUCAGGGGCUGUCGGGCGUGCCGGCCACACUUCGACUGCGAACGCUGCCGGGGCGCACAGUCUGCUGGCAGAGCCCGCCGACGCACCACUGGACACCGACCACCGACUCUGAGAGCUGCCAUGGCGCCCAACAACACCGAGACCACGCUCCUCGAAUCGUCGUCGUCGCGCCGAGUGAAGAUGUCUUCCAGCGUGGCCAAGACCACCAAGUCCUACUCGUACCGCUCGACCGGCGGCGGCGGCGGCGCUGACGUCAGCAUCGAGUACAGCGCCGACCUGAGCGCGCUCUCCCGGCUCGAGGACAAGAUCCGGCUGCUUCAGGAUGAUCUGGAGUCCGAGAGGGAACUGCGCGCAAGGAUUGAGCGAGAGAAGGCCGACCUGAGCGUGCAGGUGAUCCAGCUCAGCGAGCGUCUCGAGGAGGCCGAGGGUGGCGCAGAAAGCCAGUUCGAGAUCAACAGAAAGCGAGAUGCGGAGCUGGCGAAGCUGCGAAAGCUGCUGGAGGAUGUGCACCUGGAGAGCGAGGAGACGGCCAACCUGCUGCGCAAGAAGCACCAGGAGAUCGUCGUGGACUUCCAGGACCAGAUCGACCAGCUCUCCAAGGCCAAGGCCAGGGCUGAGAAGGAGAAGGCCAAGUUCCAGCAGGAGGUGUACGAGCUGCUGGCCCAAAUCGAACAGGCCAACAAGGAGAAGCUGAUGAGCGUCAAGCAUGUUGAGAGGCUUGAGAUCACCAUCUCAGAAUUGAGCAUCAAGAUCGAGGAGCUGAACCGCACCAUCGUUGACAUCACAUCCCACAAGACGCGCUUGUCACAGGAGAACAUCGAGCUGGUGAAGGAGGUGCAGGAGCUGAAGGUGAACCUGGAGAACUCGACGUACCUCAAGAGCCAGCUGGCCGGACAGCUCGAGGACGCUCGCCGGCGCCUGGAGGACGAUGAGAGGAGACGCCAGACGCUGGAGGCGAGCUUGCACCAGGUGGAGAUCGAGCUGGAGUCUGUGCGCGUGCAGCUGGAGGAGGAGGCGGAGGCGCGCCUGGACCUGGAGAGGCAGCUGACCAAGGCCAACGGCGAGGUGGCCACCUACCGCUCCAAGUACGAGACGGAGGCGGCAGCGCGCAUCGAAGAAGUCGAGGAGCUCAGGCGAAAAUUCCAGGCCCGCAUUCAGGAACAAGAGGAGCACAUCGAGACCCUGCUGGUCAAGGUGAACAAUCUGGAGAAGCAGAAGUCGCGGCUCCAGAGCGAGGUCGAGGUCCUCAUCAUCGACCUGGAGAAGGCCAACAACACGGCGCGGGAGCUGCAGAAGCGCACGGAGCACCUGGAGAAGAUCAACAUCGACAUCAAGACGCGCCUGGAGGAGACGGUGUCGCUGUACGAGUCGUCGCAGCGCGAACUCCGCAACAAGCAGACCGAGAUCCAGCGCAUCACGCACGAGCUGGACAAGACGCGCGAGCACAAGGAGACGCUCAUCCGCGAGAACAAGAAGCUCUCCGACGACCUGCACGACGCCAAGAACACGCUGAGCGACCUGACGCGCCGCCUGCACGAGCUGGAGCUGGAACUGCGCCGCCUGGAGAACGAGCGGGAGGAGCUCAGCGCCGCCUACAAGGAGGCCGAGGCCGGUCGCAAGGCUGAGGAACAGCGGGCGCAGCGGCUGUCUGCUGAGUUCGGCCAGUUCCGCCACGAGAGCGAGCGCCGGCUUGCUGAGAAGGACGAGGAGAUCGAGGCUAUCCGCAAGCAGACAAGCAUUGAGAUUGAACAACUGAAUGCACGUGUGGUGGAGGCUGAAACAAGACUGAAGACAGAGGUCACGCGCAUUAAGAAGAAGCUGCAGAUUCAGAUCACUGAGCUUGAGCUGUCACUUGAUGUUGCCAACAAGAACAACAUUGAGCUCCAGAAGACCAUCAAGAAGCAGUCUCUGCAACUCACUGAGCUGCAAGCCCACUAUGACGAAGUGCAGAGACAGCUCGCAGUAACUCUGGAUCAGUACGGCAUUGCCCAACGCAAGCUGCAGUCGAUUGGGGCCGAACUGGAGGAAGUUCGUGGAAACUAUGAAGCUGCCCUGCGUGCUAAGAGGACUGCAGAACAGCAGUAUGAGGAGUGCGUCUCCCGAAUCAAUGAGCUCACAACCAUCAAUGUCAACAUCUCAGCUGCUAAGUCCAAGAUUGAACAGGAGCUGUCGACCCUUGCUGGUGACUAUGAUGAGGUCACUAGGGAACUCAAGGCAUCUGAUGAGCGUUACCAGAGGGUCCAGAUUGAACUGAAGCGCACUGUUGAGACACUUCAUGAAGAGCAGGAACGCAUUGUCAAAAUUGAGGCCAUCAAGAAAUCAUUGGAAAUUGAAGUCAAGAACCUCACUGUCCGCCUUGAAGAAGUUGAAGCUAAUGCUAUCGUGGGUGGAAAGCGCAUCAUCAGCAAGCUGGAAGCUAGGCUGCGCGACCUGGAACUGGAAUUGGAUGAAGAGAAGAGGCGACAUGCAGAAACACUUAAGAUCCUUCGCAAGAAGGAACGCACAGUUAAGGAGGUCAUUAUUCAGCAAGAGGAGGACCAGAAGAACAUCUCUCUGCUGCAAGAGUCUCUUGACAAGGCCAACCAGAGGAUCCAGAUAUACAAGAGGCAGCUCCAGGAGACGGAGGGCAUGACACAGCAGAGCGUGACCAGAGUCAGGCGCUUCCAGAGGGAACUGGAGGCUGCUGAAGAUCGUGCUGACACUGCAGAGAGCAACCUGUCACUGAUUCGUGCCAAGCACCGCACCUUUGUCACCACAAGCACAGUGCCCGGCAGCCAGGUCUACUUGGUGCGCGAGACUCAGCACCACACCACCACUACAGAGAGCAUGUAGGCAGCACACCAGCCACGGAGGGCUUUUGUGGAAUACCACACGUGUCAUCUGGCACUCUUGCAGCUUGUUCUCACCAAAGCUGCUUUAAGAACUCUACUUUUUUAAGUUAAGGGUGAAACAAUUUCUUAUUUUAUUGUAUUUUGUUAUGAAUGGUGCAGUGUAGAAAUUGGAAAUCUUAUGGAUACGGAACAAAUAUUUUUGCACUUAAGUAAUUGAGGAAAGAACUAACCGGUAUUUUGAGAAGUCAUAUGUGCAAAACUGCAUGAAGUUUCAAGAUGGUUACUAGAUGAAACUUCUCUGCAAGUGACCUUUACGUACAGUGACCAGUUUCUACCCUGGACUACGACCGAUCGAAUAAUAAAACUGUUACAUCGAACUAAUUUAAAAAAUCGGUUAUCAUCUUUAACGUACAAUUGUGUUCUUGUAAUGACUGUGCAAAAAAAAGAUAACAAUUUUGUGAUCUCUUGACUGGAUGUAAGAUGUGGCAGCGCUGACGGGAGUGUAUUUCAGUACUAAGAACCGGGAACAGGAUGGCCAUUUUUUCUCGGUAAAGGUGAUCUUGAAGUAACUGAGAUUAAUAUAUAAGAUUAUAAUAUUUAUAUACUGUAAUAAAGCUUUGAUUUAUAUGUAUGUUUAUUUACUGGUGCACUGCUUAAGCCCUGUUCCUGAAUGACAAUGUGAUAUUCCAUAUGAGCUUUACUUUGUCGACUCAGAAGGGUAUGAUACAAACUGCCAGAACAGCACAGCACAAUAACAAUCUUCAUAUAAUUUGGCUUAUAUUAGGAACAAGUGAAUUGUAACAUAAUACUCGAUGGAAAUAAUAAAUGUAUACCGAGAGUCA